CAUGUUCUUAUUCCGCUAGCUUCGGGAAGGUUGUCUUGCGUACACAUUAGAAAUAGGACGCCGGAAACUGCUUUGCUGUAGCCAGGCUAACGCCACCGGGCAGGGUCUUCUCCCGGCGACCGCUGGGGCUUUGACAGACUUUAGACCAUACUUUAGGAAACUCAAACAGUUGAUCUGAACCUCCGCUGCAGACAUGCGUCGUGGUCCACUGGUCUGAUAUCUACCCCGCUGGUCUGAUAUCUACCCCGCUGGUCUGAUAUCUACCCCGCUGGCCUGUUAUCUACCCCGCUGGUCUGAUAUCUACCCCGCUGGUCUGAUAUCUACCCCGCUGGUCUGAUAUCUACCCCACUGGUCUGAUAUCUACCCCACUGGUCUGAUAUCUACCCCACUGGUCUGAUAUCUACCCCACUGGUCUACCUGCAGUUCACGGACGGGGGAGAAGAGGCCAUGUCCAAGAUGAGCCACUGGAGGGAUAUGGAGAACGGUGAGCUGCAGCGCCAGUACUCCCCCAGCCAGUGGUCCCACCGUCUGUCUGCGGAGGCUGUGGUCACGGCCCACGUCACCGCGCUGACGGGAGGGACGCUCCGAGCCCGGGAGCUGGCCCAGACCCUCCUCAACGUGCCGUACGGAGAGGGAGACGGAGAGAAGCUGGACGUCUACAUCCCCAAGGACAGCUCUCUGGACGUGUCUCUGGUGAUCUACAUCCAUGGAGGGUACUGGCAGUUCCUCAGCAAGGAGGAGUCUGGGUUCAUGGCCAUCCCCAUGCUUCAGAACGGAGUUGUCACGGUCGCCGUUGACUACGAUAUCGCCCCAAAAGGGAACAUGGACCUGAUGGUGUCCCAGGUCCGGAGGAGUGUGGUGUCGGUCUUGCAGCAGUAUUCUCACAUCAGCGGCCUCUACCUCGUUGGGCAUUCAGCCGGAGCUCAUCUGGCUGCCAUGGUGCUGUCCACCGACUGGUCCCAGUACAGCAUCACACCCAAGAUCACUGGCGCCCUCCUGGUCAGCGGGAUAUACGACCUCCUGCCCCUCCUGUCCACCGAGGUCAACGACCCGCUGAAGAUGACUGAGGAGGCGGCCCUGAGGAACAGCCCCAUGAGGCUGGUCCCUGAGGUCGCCCGCUCCGCCCCCCACUGCCGCAUCGUGGUGGCGCUCGCGGAGCACGACUCGCCCGCCUUCCACAGCCAGUCGGAGGAAUACUACAAGGAUUUGAAGGAAGUAGGACUGGAUGUUGUUCUGGAGGAUGUGCCGAACACCGACCACUUCGACAUCAUUGAGCGAAUGGUAGAUGGGCAGUACCAACUGACACAGCUGCUCCUGAAGAUGAUGGGGAAGAGCUGAGAGGUGAUUCAUCUGCCAUCAACCAUCACCAUAUGAACCCCUGAAUGACGCCAUCAGCCUGCUACACACUACUGUUAUGGUUAUCAUAUCAAUACGAACAUAGUACCAUUUAUAUAUUCAUAUUUCCAGUCUUCUGAUCCCACAUUUCCUCUCAUAUUCAAAUAAAUAAAGAUCAUAUGACUGUGCUAUGAUUCUGUAUUAUGUUAAACGUCGUUACUAUCACUGUGAUGAGUUACUCCUCACUGUGGUUCUGCAAAUAUACGACUAUUAAAGUUGGAUUUGUGAUCAAUCAACCACAGCUUGAACUGU
This is a messenger RNA of Gadus chalcogrammus (walleye pollock), 1647 nucleotides long. It is a transcript of the gene afmid, whose product is annotated as arylformamidase. The transcript is spliced from 12 exons. Gene Ontology annotation, molecular function: arylformamidase activity. The record is from RefSeq and is a predicted model, not a curated record. Lineage: Eukaryota; Metazoa; Chordata; Actinopteri; Gadiformes; Gadidae. The coding region runs from base 448 to 1338 and encodes 296 amino acids.